Prorocentrum cordatum is the source of this 1578-nucleotide messenger RNA. The record is from the annotation of a GenBank genome assembly. NCBI's taxonomy places the organism in Eukaryota, Dinophyceae, Prorocentrales, Prorocentraceae.
AUGGGCGGAAAGGGGAAGUCCAAGGGCCGCGGCGGUCGCACGCCGCGCGAGCGGGCCGGUCAUGAUGAUCGUGAGUCCGUUCAGAAGCCGGAAGAUGCUGUCGCCGAUCGUGUCCCCAUCGCCGAGCGCGGUGUGAAGGGCGCUAACCGGCGUGGCAAGCAUAACAAGAAGAAGGGAGCCAAGGACGCCAACGACGGUCGUGAUGACGCAGGACAGGCCACCGACAAGAGAAUCGAGAAGGGGGCCAAGAAGAAGCGUCUUCGCGGCGGAGGCUCUAAGGCAAAAGGACAAGAUGGUCAUGAUGAUGAGGCGCCAGCGGAGGCCAUUCCAGCCUUCGUGCACAAGAUGGAGAGCAUGUUUCACACGGACUUCACGGUUACUUCUAGUCCUGGGAAACGCUGCGUUUUCUUUUCGGAGUCGCAGUUCUUCAAGGCGCGCUCGAAGGGCUACAUCUCGGCCGCCCUGGACUGUGACAAGUCCCAUCAGACGGCGCUGAGUCCCUUCCCGCUCAUCAUCAACGAUCUGACGUAUGUUGUGAUCUUUCUCCGGCUCAACUCCAUCAAAUAUGAUCUUACUAAGAUCAUUGGCCUCGCCCCGUUCUUCAACACGGGCCGGGACAUCUUCGCAUCGACGAAGGAGACGGUCGCCUUCGCUGCUCGCACCAACUUGUGCCAGGAUGUUCUGGCGUAUUUGGGUGCGUCAGCGGGCGGGGACGGUAUCGUCACCUAUCCAUGCGGCGGAUACCUCCACAAGCCGGCAGCGGAGCCAUCGCAAGCGCAGAUCGACAGUAUCGACUGGGAUGACUACAACACAUAUCGCGAUUUGUACGACAUCUUCGCGAACCCUCCACAUGGGCUCACCUCGGAUAACUACUUCCUGCGCGAGAGGCUCUCAUUCCAGCAGUUCUUCUAUUUGCUGCUGUUUGGGGCCUGGCUCGACGAUGAUCUCUGGUCUGAUGCCCUGGAGUAUGUGUGUGAAAUGUAUUACGGUGUCGACCCAGCGGACUCCAUCCUAGUGCGGCAGCUAGCGUACCUGGAGAGCGUGUAUAACAGCGCUCUUUCCCCGGACGCCACGGCUGUUUUGGACCGCAUCUUCUACAGUGCUGAGCGGCCCGCUGAUUCCUGGAAACAAGAAUUCAUGCGGCGCGCUCUCCGCGAUCCAUCCUACUACAUCGCGGGCGCGAACGCGGAGCAGUUGCUGAUGAACGCGAGCGGGAGUACCUGUCUCGCAAUCCGCCUCGACUACGGUGCGGACAUCAAAGAGUGGAAGGGCUCGCCAGGUCCGGCGAGUGUUUCCGGCAUCACGGAUUACUUCAACGACGAUUCCGACGUGUCGAACGCUUUCCUGGCCACGUUGCAUUACAACUUCGUGCCAGGGACGCUCUUCUUUCCGACUGCGUUCUCAAACUUCAGUUCGGACCUCUUGAAUGUGAACAGCUCCAUUGACAAUUUCUUGGUCGACCGCGCCUUCCAGGGCACCUGGCCCGGCGGGAAAGUUCUCGCUCGGGACACGUUCAUGCAGGACGUAAUGCUCAGCGUGCUCCGGGAGGCAAACGACAAGGCGUACAUCACGGCGCCG